Leptopilina boulardi is the source of this 1713-nucleotide messenger RNA. RefSeq lists its product as uncharacterized. NCBI's taxonomy places the organism in Eukaryota, Metazoa, Arthropoda, Insecta, Hymenoptera, Figitidae. Bases 1 to 1713 code for a protein of 570 amino acids. The record is from RefSeq and is a predicted model, not a curated record. The transcript has a single exon.
AUGCCUUAUGAAUAUCUGGAUAAAAAAGAAAAACUUAGCAAAACACAACUACCAACGAAAGAAGAAUUUUACAGCACAUUGAACGACUCAACGAUUACUGACGAUGACUAUAAACAUGCGCAAAACGUAUGGUCAGCAUUUGCGUGUCCAACGUUAGGUGACUAUGUAAAACUGUACUUGAAAUCUGAUGUUUUGCUUCUUGCUGACGUUUUUGAGAGUUUUCGCGAUCAGUGUUGUGUUUAUGAAUUAGAUCCUGCGCACUACUAUACAACACCAGGCUUGACGUGGGACGCUAUGCUCAAGUAUACAAAUGUACGACUAGAACUCCUCACUGACGUUGAUAUGCUGUUAAUGAUUGAACAAGGCAAACGAGGUGGUGUGAGUCAGUGCUCUAACCGCUACUCAUCCGCCAAUAACAAAUAUAUGACAACAUACAACAAAAGUGAGGAGAGCGUCUACAUUCUGUACUUGGAUGAAAAUAACUUGUAUGGCUGGGCAAUGGGAGAAUCCUUACCCUACGGAGAAUUCAAGUGGGUGUCUAAUGUUGACAAUAACUUUGAUUUUAAUAUUCCGGAUGAUUCAUCAUACGGCUACAUCCUUGAAGUCGACUUAGAAUACCCACAAGAGCUCCACGAUCAGCAUAAUGAUCUUCCAUUUUGUCCAGAACAUGCAAGUCCACCCGGAUCAAGUCAAGUAAAGCUUCUUACCACCCUCUCACCAAAGCGAAAAUACGUUCUUCAUUAUCGUGCUCUCAAACAGGCUCUAACAAACGGGUUAGUGUUGCAGUCGAUACAUCGAGUAUUGAGAUUUAAGCAAUCAACAUGGCUUAAGAAUUAUAUCGACUUCAAUACUACUCUUAGAGCAAACGCACAAAAUGAUUUUGAGAAAAAUUUAUUCAAAUUAAUGAAUAAUGCGGUUUACGGUAAAACGAUGGAAAAUGUCCGAAAAUAUGUCAAUGUUAAACUCGUAACGAAAUGGGAGGGUAGGUAUGGAGCUGAAGCUUUGAUAGUUAAAGCAAAUUUCCAAAGUCGAUCGAUUUUUAGCGAAAAUCUUAUUGCUGUUGAACUGAGAAGAUUGGAAGUUUUGUUUAACAAACCAAUCUACGUUGGUCUUACUGUACUUGUUGUGUCUAAAAUACUUAUGUAUGAAUUUCAUUAUGACUAUAUGCAACAAAAGUAUGGUGAAAAUUGUAAAUUAUUGUACACGGAUACCGAUAGUUUCAUCUAUGAAUUAAAAUGUAAUGACGUUUACGAAAUCAUGAAGCAGGACAUCGACAAAUUUGACACCUUCGAUUACCCUAUAGACAAUGUGUACGGAAUGCCACAGGUCAACAAAAAAGUGUUAGGUCUUAUGAAAGAUGAAUGUAGCGGUAAAAUCAUAACCGAGUUUGUUGGCCUGCGGAGUAAAAUGUACAGUGUACGCGUGAAUGGUAUCGAUCAUGUUAAAAAAGCAAAGGGAUUAAAAUCAAAUAUUAUAAAGAAAACUAUUACUUUCAACGAUUUCAAACAAUGUCUUCGAGAAAACAGUAAACAAACGCGAAUGCAACAUCUUAUCCGGUCACGAUUACACAAUGUAGAAACAAUUCGACAAACAAAACUUGCUCUUAGUCCAUAUGACGAUAAGCGUUGCUUACUACCAAAUACAACUGAUACCCUUGCAUGGGGACAUUAUAGAAUAAGAGAAAUAGAGAGAGAAAAUGAUGUGGAAGAAUGA